AUGUUGUCUAAAUUGCUAAUCACAUCAAUCCUAGCGUUGAUCAGUUUUCGUUCGAGCACGCCUGAAGUAUUAUCAUUUUGUCCAAACAACUGCCAGUGUGAAAAUUCUGAAAUGGUGACCUGCGAAGAAGCUAGUUUUGAUAAAAUACCAGUUAUCUGGCAAUCAACGAUUCGAGCUUUGCAUAUUAAAAACUCAUCGCUUCGUGUCAUUCACAAAAAUGCAUUCAAAAAGUACACAGAUCUAGAAGAGCUAAUAAUUGAAGAUUGCAAGGAGUUGCGAUCCAUUGAAAAAUUCUCGUUUAAAGGUUUACAUCGAUUGAAAUUACUUCGCUUAGCAAACAAUCCAUCGCUAUCUGAAAUUGCCAAAAAUGCAUUUUCUCAAAUUUCCAAUAGGCAUGGUUUGCGAAUUCAAUUACUUAAUAACAGCUUCCAUCGAAUACGACACGGUUUAUUUAGACGUCUUAGUCACUUGCGCGAGUUUACUUUAGAGAAUCAAAAUUUGAAAAUUGAAACAAAUGCAUUUGCUGGCCUAACACAAGUUGAUUUUUUUAAUUUAUUUGGUGUUAUUUCAUUUGGAUUACGACCAUUUGAGAAUGUCACCAGAAUUCAUAGGCUUGAAAUUGGUCGUUCUCAGUUCUCUAUUUCUGAUGGCAUAUUCGCUGCGAUUUCGCAUGUCCGAGAAAUUUACAUUACUUCAAAUGAUAUUCAAAGUAUCGAUACUGGAGCAUUUAAUGGAUUGUACACAAUUGGCUGUUUAACUGUUAGUAAUAACAAAAUUGGCAACAUUUCGGGUCAUGCAUUCUCAAAUAUUAUCAAUAUUGGUGAUAUUGUGAUCGAACAGAAUAAUAUCCAGCAUUUGGAAACAGAAGCACUGAUAAGUGAAGCUUGGCGGACAAGCUUUCGAGAUAAUGUGCUGCAUUGCAGUUGUGCGAUUACUUGGCUUAAGCAUAUCAAUGUGAAAAAUUAUUUUUUAAUAUAUUAUUUCUAA
Molecule: messenger RNA, 987 nt
Organism: Thelazia callipaeda (thelaziosis nematode)
Lineage: Eukaryota; Metazoa; Nematoda; Chromadorea; Rhabditida; Thelaziidae
Source: the annotation of a GenBank genome assembly